CUGAAGCACUGAACCAGACCACUGUUCCUCCUUUAUCAUUACACCCAACAAAAGUCCAAUUACCAGCUUAACACACAGCACAAAUGGGAGUCAUGGGAAUUUUCCUGACUCUCCACAACCUGCCUCCCCUCCUCCUCUUCCUCCUCCUCAACUUUGUCCUGCCUGUUGUCACCACCAACUCCGGCCUCACCACCAACUCCGGCCUCACCGUCACACUGAACAUCACCAACCGAUGCUCCUACACUGUGUGGCCGGCCGCUUUGCCGGUAGGAGGCGGCAUGCGGCUCGACACAGGGAAGACAUGGACCCUCGACGUGCCCUAUGACACCACUAGAGGGCGCGUGUGGGCUCGAACUGGCUGCUCAUUUGACAGCAAAGGUCACGGAUUUUGCCAGACAGGUGACUGCAGCGGCGUGCUAGAUUGCAGGAGUGAUGGUAACCCGCCUCUGACAGUUGCUGACUUCUCCCUCAACCAGUACACCACUAACAGUUUCUUCGACAUCUCCCUCUAUAACGGCUUCAAUGUACCCAUGGAGUUCCUGCCAAUACAGGUCAAGGGGCAAGGAUCACCAGGGUGCAGCAAGGGGCCCCAUUGUGCGGCCAACAUCACGUCACAGUGUCCGAGGGAGCUGAAGGCCCCGGGAGGCUGCAAUAGCGCUUGUACGGUGUUGAACAACCAGUACUGCUGCUCUGGGGACGACUGUGAUUCCAACAAAUACUCUGCCUUCUUUGUGCGGAUGUGCCCUGAGGCAUUAAGUUACUCCAGGGAUGCUCCCUUAAGCACUGCAUUCACUUGCCCGUUCCAAACCAACUACCAGGUUACCUUCUGCCCACCGGUCGAUCUAACUUCUUCACCUAAAAGUCCUCAUGGAACAAUUGCUAUUGGGGCUAGUCUUGUUCUGGGUUCCGUGGUAGGUUUUAUUUUAAUCACCGCAUUCAUCUCUUACAUUGUGUAUAGACGAAGAACACGACGGCACCAGAAGAUGGAGGACGAAGAGGAAGAUUUUGGAAACCUACAAGGAACACCAAUGAGGUUCACAUUUCAACAGUUAGAAGUAGCAACCAAGCAAUUUAGAGAAAAGCUCGGUGAAGGAGGUUUUGGGUCUGUUUUCAAGGGGCAGUUUGGUGAGGAAAGAAUUGCAGUGAAACGUUUGGAUCGAGCAGGUCAGGGAAAGAGAGAAUUUUCGGCAGAGGUUCAGACAAUCGGCAGCAUUCAUCAUAUCAAUCUGGUGAGGUUAAUUGGUUUCUGUGCAGAAACAUCACACCGACUCCUGGUGUAUGAGUAUAUGCCCAGAGGAUCUUUGGACAGGUGGAUUUAUCAUCGACAAGAAAAUAGUGUUCCCCCCCUUGAUUGGAAGACGCGAUGCAAGAUUGUUACUCACAUAGCUAAGGGUCUCUCUUAUCUUCACGAGGAGUGCACAAGAAGAAUUGCUCAUUUGGAUGUCAAACCACAAAAUAUCCUCUUAGACGAGAACUUCAAUGCUAAGCUAUCUGAUUUUGGAUUGUGCAAGCUCAUUGAUAGGGAUAUGAGCCAAGUGGUUACUAGAAUGAGAGGCACACCUGGGUAUUUAGCUCCUGAAUGGUUGACAUCACAGAUCACAGAAAAGGCCGAUGUCUACAGCUUUGGCGUUGUGGUCAUGGAAAUCAUCAGCGGACGAAAGAACCUCGACACUUCCCGAUCUGAAGAGAGCAUCCAUCUCAUCACCUUAUUGGAAGAAAAGGUGAAAAGUGAACACUUGGUAGAUUUGAUUGACAAGGACAAUGAUGACAUGCAAGUACACAAGCAAGAAGUAAUUCAGAUGAUGAAGCUCGCGAUGUGGUGUUUGCAGAUUGAUUGCAAAAGAAGACCUGAAAUGUCCGUGGUCGUCAAAGUCUUGGAAGGCACCAUGGAUGCAGAGACAAACAUAGAUCAUAAUUUUGUUGCAACAAGUCCAGCAAACCUUCGUAUUGCCGGAAAUGUAAAUUGCUCAGCUCCACUCCUAGCCUCAGAAGUAUCAGGCCCCAGGUGAAGUGAGAUGAUCCUGAGGAAAUAACCAGUUAGGUUAUGCGCGUCCAAAAUAGCCAUGGCCUCGAAUGUUGUAUUUUCCCAUAUAUUACUACAGUCUGGAGUCCCUCAUCUCGAAUUUAAUUUUACUAGCAGAAUGUCGCUAUUGCAAACUCCAGCUCCAUUUCUUUUGUUUGGUUUCCAUAUGUAACCCAAAUUUGUUCCUAGUUUCUAUAGUUGAAAUGAAUAUCAUGUUUGAAAA
Molecule: messenger RNA, 2246 nt
Organism: Brachypodium distachyon (stiff brome)
Lineage: Eukaryota; Viridiplantae; Streptophyta; Magnoliopsida; Poales; Poaceae
Product: protein P21-like
Exons: 1
Coding region: 84-2009 (641 amino acids)
Biological process (GO): defense response; protein phosphorylation
Cellular component (GO): extracellular region
Molecular function (GO): protein kinase activity; ATP binding
Source: RefSeq, a predicted model, not a curated record